AUGUGCGUUUACUCCGUCCUCGUCUCUAACACUUUCCAUCACCCUGCCCCAUUCUCCCGCUUUCCAUCACCCCGCCCCAUUCUCCCGCUUUCCAUCACCCCGCCCCAUUCUCCCGCUUUCCAUCACCCCGCCCCGUUCUCCCGCUUUCCAUCACCCCGCCCCAUUCUCCCUCCUUCCAUCACCCCGCCCCAUUCUCCCGCUUUCCAUCACCCCGCCCCAUUCUCCCGCUUUCCAUCACCCCGCCCCAUUCUCCCGCUUUCCAUCACCCCGCCCCAUUCUCCCGCUUUCCAUCACCCCGCCCCAUUCUCCCGCUUUCCAUCACCCCGCCCCAUUCUCCCGCUUUCCAUCACCCCGCCCCAUUCUCCCGCUUUCCAUCACCCCGCCCCAUUCUCCCUCCUUCCAUCACCCCGCCCCAUUCUCCCUCCUUCCAUCACCCCGCCCCGUUCUCCCUCCUUCCAUCACCCCGCCCCGUUCUCCCUCCUUCCAUCACCCCGCCCCGUUCUCCCGCUUUCCAUCACCCCGCCCCGUUCUCCCAAUUUCCAUCACCCCGCCCCAUUCUCCCGCUUUCCAUCACCCCGCCCCAUUCUCCCGCUUUCCAUCACCCCGCCCCAUUCUCCCGCGUUCCAUCACCCCGCCCCAUUCUCCCUCCUUCCAUCACCCCGCUCCAUUCUCCCGCUUUCCAUCACCCCGCCCAUUCUCCCGCUUUCCAUCACCCCGCCCCAUUCUCCCGCUUUCCAUCACCCCGCCCCAUUGUCCCGCUUUCCAUCACCCCGCCCCAUUGUCCCGCUUUCCAUCACCCCGCCCCAUUGUCCCGCUUUCCAUCACCCCGCCCCAUUGUCCCGCUUUCCAUCACCCCGCCCCGUUGUCCCGCUUUCCAUCACCCCGCCCCGUUGUCCCGCUUUCCAUCACCCCGCCCCGUUGUCCCGCUUUCCAUCACCCCGCCCCGUUGUCCCGCUUUCCAUCACCCCGCCCCGUUGUCCCGCUUUCCAUCACCCCGCCCCGUUCUCCCGCUUUCCAUCACCCCGCCCCGUUGUCCCGCUUUCCAUCACCCCGCCCCGUUGUCCCGCUUUCCAUCACCCCGCCCCGUUCUCCCGCUUUCCAUCACCCCGCCCCGUUCUCCCGCUUUCCAUCACCCCGCCCCGUUCUCCCGCUUUCCAUCACCCCGCCCCAUUCUCCCGCUUUCCAUCACCGCGCCCCAUUCUCCCGCUUUCCAUCACCGCCCCCCAUUCUCCCGCUUUCCGUCACCCCGCCCCAUUCUCCCGCUUUCCAUCACCCCGCCCCAUUCUCCCUCCUUCCAUCACCCCGCCCCAUUCUCCCGCUUUCCAUCACCCCGCCCCAUUCUCCCUCGUUCCAUCACCCCGCCCCAUUCUCCCGCUUUCCGUCACCCCGCCCCAUUCUCCCUCCUUCCACCACCCCACCCCAUUCUCCCGCUUUCCAUCACCCCGCCCCAUUCUCCCUCCUUCUAUCACCCCGCCCCAUUAUCCCGCUUUCCAUCACCCCGCCCCAUUCUCCCUCCUUCCAUCACCCCGCCCCAUUCUCCCUCUUUCCAUCACCCCGCCCCAUUCUCCCUCCUUCCAUCACCCCGCCCCAUUCUCCCUCCUUCCAUCACCCCGCCCCGUUCUCCCUCCUUCCAUCACCCCGCCCCGUUCUCCCGCUUUCCAUCACCCCGCCCCAUUCUCCCGCUUUCCAUCACCCCGCCCCAUUCUCCCGCUUUCCAUCACCCCGCCCCAUUCUCCCGCGUUCCAUCACCCCGCCCCAUUCUCCCUCCUUCCAUCACCCCGCCCCAUUCUCCCGCUUUCCAUCACCCCGCCCCAUUCUCCCGCUUUCCAUCACCCCGCCCCAUUCUCCUGCUUUCCAUCACCCCGCCCCAUUCUCCCGCUUUCCAUCACCCCGCCCCAUUCUCCCGCUUUCCAUCACCCCGCCCCAUUGUCCCGCUUUCCAUCACCCCGCCCCGUUGUCCCGCUUUCCAUCACCCCGCCCCGUUCUCCCGCUUUCCAUCACCCCGCCCCGUUCUUCCGCUUUCCAUCACCCCGCCCCGUUCUCCCGCUUUCCAUCACCCCGCCCCGUUCUCCCGCUUUCCAUCACCCCGCCCCAUUCUCCCGUUUUCCAUCACCGCGCCCCAUUCUCCCGCUUUCCAUCACCGCGCCCCAUUCUCCCGCUUUCCAUCACCCCCCCCCAUUCUCCCGCUUUCCAUCACCCCGCCCCAUUCUCCCGCUUUCCAUCACCCCGCCCCAUUCUCCCUCCUUCCAUCACCCCGCCCCAUUCUCCCGCUUUCCAUCACCCCGCCCCAUUCUCCCUCGUUCCAUCACCCCGCCCCAUUCUCCCGCUUUCCGUCACCCCGCCCCAUUCUCCCUCCUUCCACCACCCCGCCCCAUUCUCCCGCUUUCCAUCACCCCGCCCCAUUCUCCCUCCUUCUAUCACCCCGCCCCAUUAUCCCGCUUCCCAUCACCCCGCCCCAUUCUCCCGUUUUCCAUCACCCCGCCCCAUUCUCCCUCCUUCCAUCACCCCGCCCCAUUCUCCCUCCUUCCAUAA
Messenger RNA from Closterium sp. Naga37s-1, 2532 nucleotides. The record is from the annotation of a GenBank genome assembly. NCBI's taxonomy places the organism in Eukaryota, Viridiplantae, Streptophyta, Zygnematophyceae, Desmidiales, Closteriaceae.